AUGUUCUUUUUCACAUUAAUUGUUUUAUCAUUGAGCUCUUCUGUUGAUGUCGAAUCGCUUCAGAUUGACAGUCCUUGUUUAACGGAGCUUCGAGCGGAGAGUCUUAAAUUUAUCGGGCAGAAAGGACCAGCUGGUUCGAAGUCAGUAAUUUAUAAAGAGUGUUAUGCGGGGAUUCCCGACAAGAACAAAGUAGUGACGAGUCUAUCCACGAACACACGCUGUUAUUUUGCACAUAACAGUUUUUAUCAGUCCUUUGGUGGUAUUAAUUUUGCGCGGUGUGGGAUAUGUCUUGAGUUAAUAGGACCUUCUAAGCGAACGGUAUGUACCUCAGUAGGGAGUGUAAUAAUGCAACCAACUUCUGUAGCUGAGAUGCAAGCGUAUGCUCGUACUAUAUUUAUGGAUGAGGAAUUAUUCACAUUUAUAGCAGGAAUACCUUCAGGUAUGAAUACGGGGUAUGCUAUUCCUAUAGCAACACGAAUCACUAAUUGCCCUUACCAAAACCUCCCUUUUGCUGUUGCGACAAAAAUUAUCGAUGACACUCUUACACACACUUCUAUCGCAUCUAUUGCGGUGUUUAACACUAAUGUCGUUGUAAAGAAGAUUCUCUAUAACACUACAGAAGUCAUUCAAAAUAACGUCACACUCAAAUUCGACGUCAUGUACAAUAAAAGUAAUUACGUCAACUUCAUUAAGGCGUACGACAUGUUCGGAGUCUCAAUCAAAAUCCCUUUCAAUUUCAUCGAAAAUAAAACACAGCCGGCUAUGACCCCUUUCUCGGGAAAACACUUGAAAAGCUCAAAAUGCUAUUUGAGGCUCCACGAUAAUAUUUUGAACACUUCAACUAGUGGAGACCCUUUGAUGGCAUGGAUAACGACUUAUAAAGUUUCGUUGGAUUCUUUAGACGUCAAAGUAUUAACACUCGAAAAUAAUAACUUCACAUUUGAUUCAGAAACUACUUUAAUAGUUUCAUUUCCUUUCCCAAUAGUUCUUUCUAACUAUUACUCCUCCCUCUUAUCAGUCUUCUCAGUCUCGGAAAAAGUGAUCAAUCUCAAAAUUGAAAGGUUUGCAAAGUACCCAAAUGCUGAUGAGGAAAAACGAGUGUCUUGUGUCAACGAAGAUCUCAAAAUCGCAAACUCAACAACUGAGAAUGGCACGAAUCAUUACUCGGGAUAUGUUUCAAUGAAAAGGGCAAAGUGUUUAUCUCCAAUUAAUAUCAUCAAAUUCACUCUCAACACCGGAAAACUCAAUUCCCAUCUUAUAGUACAUCAACUUGAAUUCCGCCCAUUCUCAGAAACCAAUUUCACUCAAUGCACUUUAGCGGCUUUCGUUUGUUUACCAGAGGAUCAGUGCGAUCCAACGAACUCUGAAAUAGAUGCAGACGAUGGAGAAGUCAAAACAUAUCAAGAAGGAUGUGUCCCUUAUUGUGGGGUUUGUCAUCUUGGAGAAACAUGUAACAAAAACGCACGUUGUGUCAAGUCAAUUAUUGUAAAGCCAAAUUCCACCACCACUCUAUCGAUCAUCUUGUCCUUCUGCAUUUUCUUCUUCUUCUAA
Messenger RNA from Entamoeba invadens IP1, 1551 nucleotides. RefSeq lists its product as hypothetical. The transcript is spliced from 3 exons. NCBI's taxonomy places the organism in Eukaryota, Evosea, Mastigamoebida, Endamoebidae. The record is from RefSeq and is a predicted model, not a curated record. Bases 1 to 1551 code for a protein of 516 amino acids.